Messenger RNA from Amaranthus tricolor (Joseph's coat), 844 nucleotides. Its product is annotated as 60S ribosomal protein L24-like. Bases 124 to 609 code for a protein of 161 amino acids. Gene Ontology annotation, molecular function: mRNA binding; structural constituent of ribosome. Gene Ontology annotation, biological process: cytoplasmic translation. Gene Ontology annotation, cellular component: cytosolic large ribosomal subunit. The transcript is spliced from 5 exons. Lineage: Eukaryota; Viridiplantae; Streptophyta; Magnoliopsida; Caryophyllales; Amaranthaceae. The record is from RefSeq and is a predicted model, not a curated record.
GCGUGACCCAAAGCCCAAAACAAUAGGAGCCCAAUAGAGGGUUAGGGUUUCAUCUUUAUAAUCUUAUCGUUUAGGGUUUCUCUCUAUUCCUCAGAACCAGUAUCGCCAGCUUCCAAAUCAACCAUGGUUGUCAAGCUCGAGGUAUGCCGUUUCAGUGGUGCAAAGAUAUACCCUGGAAAAGGUAUCAGGUUUGUUCGUGGGGACUCUCAGGUCUUCCUCUUUGCUAACUCUAAAUGCAAGAGGUAUUUCCACAAUCGACUCAAGCCAUCUAAGCUUUGCUGGACUGCUGUGUACCGGAAGCAGCACAAGAAGGAUAUAUCUGCUGAAGCGGUGAAGAAGAGGAGAAGAACAACCAAGAAGCCAUACUCUAGGUCGAUCGUUGGUGCUACAUUGGAGGUGAUUCAAAAGAAGAGAAGCGAGAAGCCAGAAGUCAGAGAUGCUGCAAGGGAGGCUGCUCUUCGUGAAAUUAAAGAAAGGAUAAAGAAAACUAAGGAUGAGAAGAGGGCAAAGAAGGCUGAGGUGACCGCCAAGGCACAGAAGGUUACUGGAAAAACAAAGGGUGCAGCACCCAAGGGUCCCAAGCUUGGAGGUGGAGGUGGAAAACGAUGAACUGCUCAUCUCAUCUAGCAUUAGCUUUGCAGUCGUUCAAAGAGGAAAGUGCAGUUUUGUGUUUGAAUAUGUUUGGAAUUAAACGUUUCAUAUUUGCUAUUGAUAUCUAUGAAUUUUGAGAUUUGUUUCUGUUGUGAAAGAUUUAUAUCUUUUAGUCCAUCUAAAUCUGUGUUUUAUUUUGUGCUACAAAUUAUUGCUGCUUUUUUGCAGCUAAUAGCAAAUUCUUUGGAUACUU